Coregonus sp. 'balchen' is the source of this 8137-nucleotide messenger RNA. The record is from the annotation of a GenBank genome assembly. NCBI's taxonomy places the organism in Eukaryota, Metazoa, Chordata, Actinopteri, Salmoniformes, Salmonidae.
AUGAAAGAAUACAGGGAUAAUUCGAUCCCUGGAAAUCCAGCUGCAAGUCUGGAUCACAUCAAGCCAUGUUGGUACUGGGACAAGAAUGACCUGGCUCACACCCCCUCCCAGUCCGAGGGCCUCGACCCGGCCACCGAGGCCCGGUACCGGAGAGAGGGGGCUCGGUUCAUCUUCGACGUGGGCACACGCCUGGGACUGUAUCUUUCCUUCACUGUUUAGCAGCAAACACACACUGUUGUGCAACUGUGCAUGAUCUGGACGUGUCUCGUUUUGUUGGUUGUUGGCAGCCAGGAGAGUAAACUGGUCCAGCUUCAUGGUUCUCAGAAUAAUGUAUUGUUUGUUUAUCAAUAGUAUUUCAUUAUCCACAUCACUGUUCCAGUAACUUCAGUUCCUUAACCCUGUGAUCAGACACUAUGACACAUUGGCUACAGGGAUCAUCUACUUCCAUCGCUUCUACAUGUUUCACUCUUUCAAGCAGUUCCCCAGAUAUGUAAGUAUGCACAGUGUACAACUCAUGCUUUUGACCAGACUUGGCUAUGUUAAAGAUGGUUCCGAUGAGCCCUUUACAAUGGAAAUCGUUGUCACAGGUUGAAUAGAGUUCCCCAUUUUCAUUUGUGGCUGUGUUAUAUCUCUUUGGUUCUAUGUAUACCCAGCUAACGAAAGCUAUGUCUCUACAGGUGACUGGGGGUUGCUGUCUAUUCCUGGCAGGUAAAGUGGAAGAGACCCCCAAGAAAUGUAAAGACAUCAUCAAGACCGCUCGCAGCCUGCUGAACGAUAUACAGUUCGCCCAGUUUGGAGAUGACCCAAAGGUGAGAGCCUCACAAGUGUGUAAACUAAUUUACCCUUUGACAAUUGUCUGGAUUACAAGAUGUUAUAUAUUCAGUAAUAGUUGGUACUUUGAUAUUGAGGGUACCUCGACCAUCAAAUGGGUGUGUCCAUUGCAUUAAACCUGUUCAAUGUAAGUUGCUAGUACAGCGUUUCCCAAACUCUGUCCUGGGGACCCCAAGGGGUGCAUGUUUUUUAAAUUCUCCUUAGCACUACACAGCUAAUUCAAAUAACCAACUCAUCAUCAAGCUUUGAUUAGUUUAAUCCGCUCUGUAGUGCUAGGGCAACAACUAAAAUGUGCACCCCUUGGGGGCCCCAGGACCGAGUUUGGGAAACGCUGUGCUAGUAUAAAGUUGUGACCACUGACCAGAUAGUACAUUAUCUUUCCAUCCCUGGGAAGGACAGGGUUUGAAUUAGGGAUGUGACAAAUUGACAAUUUUGCUUAACGUUUAAACUGCCAUUUUUUAUCGGGUUUCUGUUAAAAUGAAAAUAAAAAAAAUCAUUAAAUUCCACGUCAAUUUACAAUGCAUGACCACUAGGGCCGGGCAAUGAAGGUAUAUCCACCACGGCCUUUAACAGACAUAGAACGCAGCUACAGUAACAUGUCGAUAGCGACAAUUGACAACUUUUCAGACAAUUUAAAAAAGUGCCACAUCAGGUCUGUACCUUUUUCACACAGUAGAAUUCUGCUCUGUUGUAAAAUGUUCUGUAUUUUUUCCCUGACAACAAUAAACAUUGCUGAUUGAUGUGCUGCUGUGUUGUUUUUUAUGCCGUUUUUUGAUGGUAGGGUAGCUAGAAGUGUUUUAUUUCUACUAAAUGUCAUGGUAAGUCACGGUAUUUAACAAACUUUAAAGCACUUAUUUUGGAGAGAGGGGUCUGCGCGCAGCAAGCAGGCUGCAUGCAGCUGCUAGAGAUAAUUUGAUUGACAGUUCUGGUUGCCUAGUGAUGGAUUUUAGUCCCGCUGCAGAAACUGCAUUCCUUUACAGACAAGUAAAAUGUCCUUUCAUAUCACCAGAGAAUGUUUCGUGUAGCCUAACGUAACAGACAGACAGACAAACAUGCCGUAGCCCGAGGCGCUUUCAAGGGGACACAUUCCAUUAUGUCAGAAAGGGGUAAUCGAUACAGGCUACCGGUAGCCUACUGCAAUUUCAUAUGAGGCAAAAAUGAAGAGUAGGCUACCCCGUGCUCGCAAGACUGGCCCGAAGACAUCGGUGCCAUGACUUGGCUAGGAUAUUCUACACGCAACAGACCGAAGACACACUUGCAUCAUUAGCAAAGACAGAACAGGAGAGGGAGGCAAAAGCGUGUUCAUAUGUUUUGGUAAUCUGCAUCUCGCAAUGUCUUGUCUUGCAAAGUCACCAAGUAGCCUGAAGUUCGGCUCUUCCGCUCUUGUUUUAUUUGGCUUCCCCAGGCCCUUUAUAGCCUAUCGGCUAUAACACGGAAAAUAAUGUUUUGUUGUUUUAAUUAUGUGGGGGGGAAACUAAAAAACAGUUUUCCGGUUAGGGAUUUUUCUUAACGUUAAGGAUCCCAAUUUAGUUUUAAAGUUUAACCCAUAGUCUGAAUCCAAAAUACUUCCUGGUCACAAUGUUUUACAUGACUCUGUCCCUCUACAGGAGGAGGUGAUGGUGUUGGAGCGGAUCCUACUGCAGACCAUUAAGUUUGACCUGCAGGUGGAGCACCCGUACCAGUUCCUGCUUCGCUACGCCAAGCAGCUCAAAGGUACACUGUUACAUAUGCUUGAUUAGGGUUGCAAAAUUAUGCUAACUUUCCUAAGAUUGUCAGGUUUUCAAGAAAUCCUGGUUGGAAGAUUCCUGGAUGGAAAUAAGGAGGAAAUCCAUGACUCCUCCAACCAGGAUUUCUAGAAAAUCUGGGAAUUUUGGUAAAGUUACCAGAAUUUGACAUUGGCCCUGAGCUGUUCACAAUAGUUGCUGGAACAGUGCUGGAAAAGGACAAUGUGAAGAGAAAAUAAUAACCCAGUCAGCACGGUGUAACAGCUUGGCCCUAUAGUGGGAAUCAGGCACUACAGUUUAUCUAAAACAAUCUGAUCUAGUCUGUUAUUACCAUGUCUGAAUGAAAACGACCCCUAAACUAUUCACCUCUUUCUGUUCACAGAUCUGAAGUAUUUCCGAUCUGUUUCAGGUGAUAAGAACAAAGUGCAGAAACUAGUUCAGAUGGCCUGGACCUUUGUGAAUGACAGGUGAGCAGUUAACUACACAUGGAUGCAUAACUUAGCAGAAGCAUGAAAGUACAUCGAUACCCAUGUGCCUACGAUAAUGCAAUCAGGUCCGAUAGUCACAAAGCAUCUCGGAGUAGGAGUGCUGAUCUAGGAUCAGGUCCCCCUUCUUAAUCAUUAUGAUUUAAUAGGCAAAACUGAUUAUAGAACAGCAUGCCUACUCUGAGAUGCUUUCUGAAUAUGUGCCCUGUAACUGAGGGACUCUUUCUCCUCUCCCCUCAGUCUGUGUACCAUGCUGUCCCUGCAGUGGGAGCCAGAGAUCAUAGCUGUAGCAGUCAUGUACCUGGCCGGCCGGCUGUGUAAGUUUGACAUCCAGGAGUGGAUGUCGAAGCAGUCUUCACGGCGAUGGUGGGAGCAGUUUGUCCAGGAUGUCCCAGUGGAGCUGCUGGAAGGUGGGACUGGCUGGUCUUUCUCUAUGAAACAGUUGUCUGGGUUUAUGUCAUUUGUGUAGGAUGUUUUAAAUGUUAAAAACAAAGGCAUAUAACAUAAAGGGAACACUUAAAUAACACAUUGUAACUCCAAGUCAAUCACACUUCUGUGAAAUCAAACUGUCCACUUAGGAAGCAACACUGAUUGACAAUACAUUUCAUAUGCUGUUGUGCAAAUGGAAUAGACAACAGGUGGAAAUUAUAGAAAUUAGCAAGACACCCCCAAUAAAGGAAUGGUUUUGCAGGUGGUGACCACAGACCACUUCUCAGUUCCUAUGCUUCCUGGCUGAUGUUUUGGUCACUUUUGAAUGCUGGCGGUGCUUUCACUCUAGUGGUAGCAUGAGACGGAGUCUACAACCCACACAAGUGUCUCAGGUAGUGCAGCUCAUCCAGGAUGGCACAUCAAUGCGAGCUGUGGCAAGAAGGUUUGCUGUGUCUGUCAGCGUAGUGUCCAGAGCAUGGAGACGCUACCAGGAGACAGGCCAGUACAUCAGGAGAUGUGGAGGAGGCCGUAGGAGGGCAACAACCCAGCAGCAGGACUGCUACCUCCGCCUUUGUGCAAGGAGGAGCAGGAGGAGCACUGCCAGAGCCCUGCAAAAUGACCUCCAGCAGGCCACAAAUGUGCAUGUGUCUGCUCAAACGGUCAGAAACAGACUCCAUAAGGGUGGUAUGAGGGCCCGACGUCCACAGGUGGGGGUUGUGCUUACAGCCCAACACCGUGCAGGACGUUUGGCAUUUGCCAGAGAACACCAAGAUUGGCAAAUUCGCCACUGGCGCCCUGUGCUCUUCACAGAUGAAAGCAGGUUCACACUGAGCACGUGACAGAGUCUGGAGACGCCGUGGAGAACGUUCUGCUGCCUGCAACAUCCUCCAGCAUGACCGGUUUGGCGGUGGGUCAGUCAUGGUGUGGGGUGGCAUUUCUUUGGGGGGCCGCACAGCCCUCCAUGUGCUCGCCAGAGGUAGCCUGACUGCCAUUAGACCCCUUGUGAGACCAUAUGCUGGUGCGGUUGGCCCUGGGUUCCUCCUAAUGCAAGACAAUGCUAGACCUCAUGUGGCUGGAGUGUGUCAGCAGUUCCUGCAAGAGGAAGGCAUUGAUGCUGUGGACUGGCCCGCCCAUUCCCCAGACCUGAAUCCAAUUGAGCACAUCUGGGACAUCAUGUCUCGCACCAUCCACCAACGCCACGUUGCACCACAGACUGUCCAGGAGUUGGCGGAUACUUUAGUCCAGGUCUGGGAGGAGAUCCCUCAGGAGACCAUCCGCCACAUCAUCAGGAGCAUGCCCAGGCGUUGUAGGGAGGUCAUACAAGCACGUGGAGGCCACACACACUACUGAGCCUUUUUUAAACUUGUUUUAAGGACAUUACAUCAAAGUUGGAUCAGCCUGUAGUGUUGUUUUCCACUUUAAUUUUGAGGGUGACUCCAAAUCCAGACCUCCAUGGGUUGAUAAAUUUGAUUUCCAUUGAUAAUUUUUGUGUGAUUUUGUUGUCAGCACAUUCAACUAUGUAAAGAAAAAAGUAUUUAAUAAGAUUAUUUCAUUCAUUCCGAUCUAGGAUGUGUUAUUUUAGUGUUCCCUUUAUUUUUUUGAGCAGUGUAUAAUUGAAAGCCUCUUUCAUCCUGAUCUCGCUGCACAGUUUGCGAGAUCAGGGUGGCUUGCGAGGCUUUCACCCCUCUUUUAAUUUGUGGACUGUUUGUUUACAAACAUGUUAGUAUCAUUACUGAUGGAUUACCGUCAUUUAGAUCCAUAAUUCUGAAAUGCACUCCUCAUUAAUGACCUCCUCCUCUGCUCGAUAGACAUAUGCCACCAGAUCCUAGACCUGUACUCCCAGGGCAAGCAGCAGAUGCCCCAGACCUCCAGCGAGAAGACCCCCCCUACCCCCGUCCCCACCCCCCAGCAGCUGCAGACCCUCACCCAGCUCCCCCUCCCCAACCCCCCCGUCCUGCCACCACUCAGCAAGAAGGUCUCUCCCCAGACCAGCCCUCCUCGCCAGCUCAAACGAGUCCACGUGAGUUUGACACUUGAGUUAAAAGGUUAUUGUGCGGGCAGGCAUCAUGCUCUUUUUAUGAUCAGAUUAACUCAAUUGAAUUGUUUUUGACACCCAUUUCCCUUGUUGUUGUUUAGGUAUUGUCUCCUAAAGAAGAAAGCAAGGCACCUGGUGAGCACAUUAACCUUUUCUCUGGCUCAGACAGUAGAUGAUUCCAUUCACACGUAUGGCUGCCAAUAUUCUUUUGAAAAGGAUUCAUAACAGUAGGUAUGUUAGUUCUCUCUCUCUUCCCCCCACCACUCCCAGAGCCAGUGGGUCCUAAGAUCCCCAGGCUGGAGCCUCCGAUGCCCCCUCUACCCACAGCACAACCCCCCUCGGGUGAGCCCCCUACCCUGGUCCACUCAGAUGACCACCAGACUCACUAAGCCUUAACACCAGUGCAACAACUGGUACACACCUGUUGGUUUCCAGAGGGAAUAUAACAUCAACCAUAGAUCAAAAUAUAAAAUAAAUCUCAAGGAAAUACAUACUAUCUUGUCGUGAAGUUUUAUAAAGACCCCUGUUCAUUAGCCUUAUUGUUUUAUCUUCUGCUCUUCCCUUAGGGAAAUGAUUACUUGUGCAGUAUAAACAUUGAACUGGUGUUAAUGCUCCAUACCACUAUCACUCCACUCCCUACUGUAAUGUCUCAUAUUGCUGAAUAGAUUAUUGACACAUGGCAUUCCUGCUAAGUGGUUGAGAAGCCCCUGGGAAGCCCUUGGGAUGUGUCCCAAAUUGCACCCUAUUACCUUUUAUGGUGCACUAUUUAGGGAAUAGGAUGUCAUUUAGGACAUACCCUGAGAAGCCCCUGGUCCCCUCGGGCCCUGGAGGAGCUAGCUGAGCUGGGGAGGAAGAAGUGUUUAGCUGCUGGUAUUAACUGGUCUCCUCUGACGACUCCUCUGACUGGCUGAGAGAACGAGAGGUGUCCUCUGAUUGGCUGAGAGGGAAAGGUGUCCAGGCGGCCAGGCUUAGACCUCCAGGUCAGACCAUGCAGAAAUAUGACGAGCACUUAUUAGAUUAGAUAUCAGACUUAGUGUAGGGGGUUCUCUGUAGCCUGCUGGUUCAAAUCACAAGCUUUUAGAUAGGCAGGGGAUAGCAGACACUCUUAUCCAGAGCGACUUACAAGAGCAAUUAGGGUUAAGUGCCUUGCUCAAGGACACCAACAGAUCUUUCACCUAGUCGGCUCUGGGAUUUGAACCAGCAACCUUUCGGUUACUGGCAUAAAGCCAUUAACCGCUAGGCCGCACUCACGCCACACCACACAACACACACAGCUCUCUUGGCUGGUUAUUACAAGCCUGUAGAUUGGCAUGUGCUUAUAGAUGGAUAUUAAUCAUCGCACACACACCACAGUCGUUAGAGAGAGGCAUGACGUAUGUGCGUUUAUGGGCUGAGGGGAUCUUCUUGCAUCAUAACCCCAUGGUGGACAGGAUCCAGAACACUGUAGUGCUACUACUCUACUGUCUGACCUGCCUGAUACUCUACUGUCUGAUGUGUCUGAUACUCUACUGUCUGACCUGCCUGAUACUCUACUGUCUGAUACUCUACUGUCUGACCUGUCUGAUACGCUCUACUGUCUGACCUGCCUGAUACUCUACUGUCUGAUACUCUACUGUCUGACCUGCCUGAUACUCUCUACUGUCUGACCUGCCUGAUACUCUCUACUGUCUGACCUGUCUGAUUCUCUGUCUGAUACCCUCUACUGUCUGACCUGCCUGAUACCCUACUGUCUGACCUGUCUGAUACCCUACUGUCUGACCUGCCUGAUACCCUACUGUCUGACCUGCCUAACCGCUCUGCCUAAUCUGAUAACUGCCUUACAGCUGUUAAACUACUCUGCUUAGAAACAGCACCGUUCGCUAGACAGCUCUGUUUUCAUGGCCCUUCUAGGAAGGGGUGUGUGUGUGACUCAGUGCAUGUGUCUGUGUAAGUACACACGUGUUGAAGUAAGAACAUGGUGUGAAGUGGUUUGAUUCGGUUGUUGUUGUUUAACACAAGUCUUUCUCAAAGGGUUCUCUAAUUCUCUUUUCCCUGCAGACCACAAGCCUCCAGCCUCCCACCCUUCCAUCCCUCUCCCAGGAGAGAGUGACCCAACUGGGGCAGGAGGCCCAACGGAGCCCCCUAAAGGACCUCCACCCCCCCCCCACUCAGCCUCCCUCCACCAGCCUCCCCCGCUGCCCCACCGCCCUGCUCCACCACCCCCAUCCAGCUACAUCAUGGGCAUCCCAACCUCCAGCUCCUACAUGUCAGGAGAGGGCUUCCAGAGCCUCCAGUCUAUGAUGAAGACAGAAGGGCCAUCCUACAGCACCAUCCCCUCAUCGUAUGGCCCUCCCCUGGCCUACCGCAGCCACGUCUACCCCCCUAACGCCCCACCGCCUGGUCCUCCACCCUCCACGUCCUACCCUCCACCCAACCUCCCUCCACCCUCGCCCGCCUACCCCCCGCCGGGGUACAACCACAGCUACCCACCCCCUCCACGUAUGCCCCCGGGACAUGGGGACUACCCGCCUGGGAUGGCCAUCCCUCCUAGCAGCUAUCCCCCACCCCCUGGAGGACAGAGCCAGGUACCCCCUCCAAUGCCCCCUGGCAUGCCCCCCAUCGGUGGCCUGAGUCGGGGAGCUUGGAUGAGGUGA